AUGGUGAUGAAAAUGGCUCCCCAGAAUGCUGACUCGGAAUCUAUGCAAGUUCAAGAGCUACCGGUGGUACAGCUCCAGAAGCCAGGAAAUGAAAACGAGAGUAAAGAAGAGACCAUCAGCGAAGGAUCCGUAGACCGGAUACCCGUCCGUCUCUGGGUGAUGCACGGUGCCGUAAUGUUUGGCAGGGAAUUUUGUUACGCCAUGGAGACGGCCUUGGUGACUCCAGUAUUGCUACAAAUCGGUCUUCCUGAACAGUACUACAGCCUCACAUGGUUCCUCAGUCCGAUCCUGGGCCUGAUCUUCACGCCUCUGAUAGGUUCCGCUAGUGACCGCUGCACCCUCAGCUGGGGCCGCCGGCGGCCUUUUAUUCUCGCCCUCUGCAUUGGCGUCCUCCUCGGCGUUGCCCUUUUCUUAAACGGCUCCGUUAUAGGUCUAGCCGUUGGAGAUGUUCCAGACAAGCAGCCGAUAGGCAUAGUCCUCACCGUGCUCGGGGUGGUGGUCUUGGAUUUCUGCGCCGAUGCAACGGAGGGACCGAUCCGAGCCUAUUUGCUCGAUGUGGUGGACAGCGACGAGCAGGACAUGGCACUCAACAUCCACGCCUUCUCGGCCGGUCUCGGAGGAGCCAUUGGCUACAUGUUGGGGGGCCUGGAUUGGACACAGACCUUCUUAGGAAAGAUCUUCAAAUCUCAAGAGCAAGUGCUCUUCUUUUUUGCCGCCAUUAUUUUCUCUGUCUCGGUUGUCCUCCACCUUUUCAGCAUCGAAGAGGAGCAGUAUAACCCUCAGCAGGACAGAAUCGAUGACGAAGCAGAAACCCUUUCGAGCGUCAAACUGAGCGGCAGCCUCCCGCCCCUGAAUCGACUGAAUGUCAUCAGCGAGGAAGACCCUUAUGGGAAUUCCAUGUUCCCAGACGAGGUCCAGUCAGAACAAGAUCUCAACAUGGAGUUCCUCGAUGUCGACAUUGUGCGGAGCAAGAGCGAUUCUGUCCUGCACAUGCCGGAUGCCACUCUGGAAAUAGAAUCUGAGCUGCUUUUCCUCCAUGAUAUCGAGCCCUCCAUCUUCCAGGACGCCUCUUACCCGAACACCCCCCACAGCACCAGCCAGGAACUGAUGAAGUCCAAAUUCAACCGCCUGUCUGCUUUCCUCAGGGAAAACGAGAAGGAAGAGGAGAUGUUACUUGAUAAUCACUUGAACGAAGCCAAAGUCCCCAACAGCAACGGCUCCCUACCGAAAGACCUUCUGAAUGGACACGCUCAGAUCGGCAUGAAGCAGUCGAGCACUUCCAAUUCCAUGCGCCGGCGGAGGCACAUGUUCUACCGCCAGCCCUCGUAUACCUUCUCCUAUUACGGCAAAAUCGGCUCCCACCGCUACCGUUUCCGGCGGGCGAACGCCAUCGUCCUGAUCAAGUCCUCCCGGAGCAUGAAUGACAUCUACGACAUGCAGAAGCGGCAGCGGCAGAGGUACCGGCACCGGAACCCGAGUGGUGCCACCAACUCCAGCGGGGACACGGAGAGUGAAGAAGGGGAAACGGAGACCACUGUCCGGCUCCUGUGGCUGUCCAUGCUGAAGAUGCCCAAGGAGCUGCUGCGUCUCUGCGUCUGCCACCUCCUCACCUGGUUUUCCAUCAUUGCAGAAGCCGUGUUCUACACUGACUUCAUGGGGCAGGUCAUCUUCAGCGGUGACCCCAAGGCUCCUUCCAAUUCUACCGAGCUGCACGCCUACAAUGCCGGGGUCCAGAUGGGCUGCUGGGGGUUGGUCAUCUAUGCUGCUACUGCUGCUGUGUGUUCAGCCAUACUACAGAAGUACCUGGACAACUAUGACCUUAGCAUCAGGGUGAUCUACAUCUUGGGCACGCUGGGGUUCUCCAUAGGCACCGCCGUGAUGGCCAUCUUCCCCAACGUGUACGUCGCCAUGAUAAUGAUCAGCACGAUGGGCAUUGUCUCCAUGAGCAUCUCCUACUGCCCCUACGCACUUUUGGGACAAUAUCAUGACAUCAAGCAGUAUAUUAACCACAGCCCUGGCAAUUCAAAGCGAGGCUUUGGCAUAGACUGUGCCAUCUUGUCCUGCCAGGUCUACAUCUCCCAGAUCCUGGUGGCCUCUGCUCUUGGAGGAGUGGUUGAUGCUGUAGGCUCAGUCCGGGUCAUACCCGUGGUGGCCUCAGUGGGAUCGUUGUUGGGCUUCCUGACAGCCACUUUCCUGGUGAUCUAUCCUGAUGUCGGUGAGAGUCCAAAGGAAGAGCAGAAAGGCCUGGCCCCUCCAGAGGUGACUGACAGCAACGGCGUGAACGAGGAGAAACCAACUGUGAUCAAGCUGUCUCGGAAAGAAGCAGCCUCGUCGGAAGUGGAAAGUGAAUCGGCCAUUUGAGUGAAAAUCACCUUCAUUCGCACACAUUCCAAGCCAUUCAGGUGCAUGAAUCCGAACAAGGUCACAAGUGAAAUCUGAACGUUCGAGAGACGUCCCUUGCUGCCUUUUGCGCUGCAGUGGGUGGAGGGUUCCUCAUGCAAAGUGUAGAUGAAAUCCCAUAGUCCUAGUAUAGCCUUGAAUGCAGAUCGCUUUCUCUACAAUCCAGAGGAUCUCCUCUCCUCAUGGUCUUGCUCAUGAGGAAUUGUGCACCUGGGUUUCAAAGAUAACUUUUCAUCAGUUGGCAGGUUAAACUUUCUUCU
Molecule: messenger RNA, 2660 nt
Organism: Euleptes europaea (tarantolino)
Lineage: Eukaryota; Metazoa; Chordata; Lepidosauria; Squamata; Sphaerodactylidae
Gene: SLC45A4
Product: solute carrier family 45 member 4
Exons: 7
Coding region: 1-2361 (786 amino acids)
Biological process (GO): transmembrane transport
Cellular component (GO): membrane
Molecular function (GO): sucrose:proton symporter activity
Source: RefSeq, a predicted model, not a curated record